This is a messenger RNA of Fundulus heteroclitus (mummichog), 1590 nucleotides long. RefSeq names its product SET and MYND domain containing 3 (gene smyd3). Gene Ontology annotation, cellular component: nucleus. The transcript has 12 exons. Gene Ontology annotation, molecular function: protein binding. Bases 35 to 1366 code for a protein of 443 amino acids. The record is from RefSeq and is a predicted model, not a curated record. Lineage: Eukaryota; Metazoa; Chordata; Actinopteri; Cyprinodontiformes; Fundulidae.
UAUCAUUACCGGAUGUAAACACAAACCUGUGCACAUGGAACGAAAAGCGGGCAUGGCGUCGCCUGUGGAGCGGUUCGUCUGUCCGGGGAAAGGAAACGGUCUGCGGGCCACAGCCAGGAUACGCAGAGGACAGCUGGUGACCUCCGCCGAGCCGCUGGGGUGCUGCGUGUCCAACAAACGGAGCAGGGAGGUCUGUCACCACUGCUUCACCCGACAGGAGACCUUGUUGAGAUGUUCUCAGUGCAAGAUGGCUCGCUACUGCAACACAGCUUGCCAGAAACAAGCGUGGUCCGGCCAUAAGAGGGAGUGUAAGUGUCUGCGUAGUCUCCUGCCCAGACGUCCUACUGACUCAGUCCGUCUGGCUGCAAGACUCAUAUUUGCCCUGUUAAGUCCUCCUAAGAGCACCAGCAGUGAGCUCUUCACUUUAGAGGAACAUGAAUCACACUUGAAUUCCAUGUCUGAGCAGAAGAAGCAAGGUCUCGCUCAGCUGGCAUCCAUGUUGGAACUGUAUGUACAACAGGAAGCCUCUGACCUGGCACAGGAAAUGACAUCAGCUUUACCACCUUCCUGCCAGGAUCCCCUCAGCCUCAUUGCAAAGGUGACGUGUAAUUGUUUCACCAUCAGUGACGGGGAGCUGCAGGAGGUGGGAGUGGGGCUCUAUCCAAGUUUAUCCCUGUUAAAUCAUGACUGCCGGCCGAACUGUGUGAUGGUGUUUGAGGGAACGAGGCUGCAGCUCCGAGCUGUCCAGGAUAUUGGCCCUAAAGAGGAGUUAACUAUAAGUUACAUUGAGACUUUGUCCCUGACUGAGGAGCGACAGAGGCAGCUGGAGGAGCAGUACCACUUCGUCUGCCGCUGCCAGAGAUGUGACUCAAAAGAAGAGGAAGGACUCAUGCUGUCAGGGGAAGAAGAAAAAUGGCGGCAGCUGAAGGAGGCCCUACCGAGACUGGAAGGACUGAAAACUGAGUCCAAUUGGCAGGUGUUGUUGGAGAGCUGCAGCAGUCUCUUAUCAGCUGCUGGGGGUGACGUUCCUGAUGAAAACCUGUACAGGCUCAGGGUUACAGACAUGGCUUUAGAUGCUGCUGUUCACCAGGGACAAUGGGAGGAGGCUCUGAGAUACGGCAUGAAGACACUUCCAGCUUACAGAUUGUACUAUCCUGAUCCACAUCCGGUUCAUGGAGUUCAGCUGAUGAGAGUAGGAAAGCUGCAGCAUUACAUGGAGCACAUUGAGGAUGCGUUAGACACGUUCAAAGAGGCCUUUAUAAUCAUGAAGAUUACUCACGGGGAGGAUCACCCCCUGACAACUGACCUGAAAAUCAAGAUGGAGGAAUGUCGUCAGGAGAUAGAUACGCAGUUGUCUCACAGAUGAUGAAAAAGUGAAAAAUAGAUUAAAGGUUUAUAUGCCUUUAACAUAGAUUAUAGAUUAGAACAUGUCGGCUUGGAGUUUUGGACACUAACCCGUUUAAAAAAUAUAUUUUUUAGCUCUCACAAUUACAUUCGCAAGCCUCAGAUUAUACCUGUCUCUUCAAAUUGUACUCUCAUUGCUUAAAUUUGGGAAGGACCACACCCACAUAAAAGAUUAUUGUGCAUUAA